Molecule: messenger RNA, 777 nt
Organism: Pochonia chlamydosporia 170
Lineage: Eukaryota; Fungi; Ascomycota; Sordariomycetes; Hypocreales; Clavicipitaceae
Product: pre-rRNA-processing protein
Exons: 3
Coding region: 1-777 (258 amino acids)
Cellular component (GO): nucleolus
Molecular function (GO): RNA binding
Source: RefSeq, a predicted model, not a curated record
AUGCCUGCCCCAACGGCAUUGAAAAAGGCCGACGAUGCCCCGCUUGAGCCCAUAGAUGCUUCGCUUCAGGCUCAAGAUAACGAUGACGAUUAUCUCCUUGGCGAGGCUGGCUCCGAGCUGGUGGAUGGAGAGAUUGCGCCGUUGACGAACGAAUUGGAGGAAGAUUCAAUGGCAAUCGAUGAAGAGGGCCGACCGCGAUUUGCUCCAUCUAGAGAUAUCGAUCCCGUCACAAGAGUAGAGACUCGAAAGAUUCCAGUGCCGCCUCAUCGCAUGACGCCCCUGAAACAAGCCUGGCCGUCGAUUUAUCCUCCCCUUGUUGAGCACCUUAAGCUACAGUGCCGAAUGAAUAUCAAACGCAAGGCGGUAGAGUUGAGAACGUCACAGCAUACAACCGAUUCUGGGGCUUUGCAAAAGGGUGAAGACUUUGUAAAGGCAUUCACUCUUGGUUUCGACGUGGACGACGCUGUUGCCUUGCUCAGAUUGGAUGAUUUGUAUAUCGAAACUUUCGAAAUCAAAGACGUCAGAACGAUGCAUGGUGACAGCCAAGCCCGUGCGAUUGGUCGCAUUGCUGGCAAGGAUGGAAAGACCAAAUUCGCAAUUGAGAACGCCAGCAGAACACGGAUUGUAUUGGCCGACUCAAAAAUUCAUAUUCUAGGUGGAUUCAAGAACAUCCAUAUGGCACGAGAGUCAGUGGUGAGCUUGAUUCUCGGCAAACCUCCCGGCAAGGUGUAUGGAAACCUGAGAACCGUGGCUGCAAGGAUGAAGGAAAGGUUUUGA